Molecule: messenger RNA, 1293 nt
Organism: Pipistrellus nathusii (Nathusius's pipistrelle)
Lineage: Eukaryota; Metazoa; Chordata; Mammalia; Chiroptera; Vespertilionidae
Source: the annotation of a GenBank genome assembly
AUGGAGUUCUCGGAGAGGAAGCGGAGCAGGAAAUCCCAGAGCUUCAAACUGCCCAGCCGAGAUUACCACCAUGAGGUGUAUAAGAUGUCAGAAUUCAACAGUGAUGUCAAUGGGGAGGCCAAAGAGACACAGUCCAUUUUCUUAGGAAGUGAAAGCAUGGAAAUUAAAAAACAAAUUACAGGAAUGAGAAGAUUGCUGAAUGACAGCACUGGGAGGAUCUAUCAACGUGUUGGCAAGGAAGGAGAAAAGUUAAAAGAAGAACCCCAGGAUUUGGACUCGGUCUGGCCUCAGCGUUUGAACUCCUCUGCUGAGGCCCCACCGAGCCUCCACCCUUCUCGGGGUGCUUGGAGUGAGUUCCCAGCCCAGAGCGGCCAGUUCUCAGGGCAGCCUGGCCCCCGCUCGAGAACCUUCCAGAGUCAGCCCCACACUGCUGGGAGCUCCAACGGAGAACUUCCAGUGGUAAAUUCAUCAGUUGGAUCAAACUGCUGCACUUGUAACUGCCAGUCAACAUUGCAGGCCAUUCUCCAAGAACUCAAGACCAUGCGGAAAUUAAUGCAAAUUCAAGCAGUUGGAACCCCAAACCGACAACAACCCCCAAUUUCCCUUGUAUGCUCCCAGCGAACUGCUGUCUCACGCAAGAGAAACAAAAAGAAAAAAGUGCCCCCAAAGACCGCUGAACUUCUUACUGUGAAGCAGAAGCCCAGUGUGGUAGAAACUGCGAAGAAGACAGGGGUGGCCUCAGAGCCGUUGGCCCCCCAGGCAGCUGAGCGCACCUCCUCGGGGGAGAACCACGUCCUAGGAUUUGGCAUUGUUCUGGAAUCGCCUUCCUCAGAUCCAGAAGUGCAACUUGCUGAAGGCUUUGAUGUGUUUAUGCCUAAAUCUCAGCUGGACUCUAUAUUGUCAAACUACACUCGCUCAGGAAGCCUUCUCUUUAGAAAACUGGUGUGUGCGUUUUUUGAUGACAAGACUUUGGCUAACUCCUUACCCAAUGGGAAGAGGAAAAGAGGACUCAAUGACAACCGGAAAGGACUAGACCAAAAUAUUGUGGGUGCAAUAAAAGUCUUCACAGAAAAAUACUGUACUGCUAAUCAUGUGGAUAAACUUCCUGGCCCGAGAGACUGGGUACAGAUUCUACAGGAUCAAAUUAAACUGGCCAGAAGAAGGUUAAAAAGAGGCUCAGAGGUAGCUGACGGUGAUGAAAGACUGGACAGCAUCUCUCUGCCACCAACAGGUAACAUAUUUGACACCAGGAGAGGAAACAAGGAAGACACAGAGCCAGAUUUCACUGCCUAG